AUGAACCAAGGAAAUUCUUCAUAAUAUUAAGUAAAUGAUUAUUAUAACCCAUUGGAAGGCUAAUUAAAUUAUAAAAAUUAUUACAGAAUAAAGGUUUUAUUUUUUUACAAUUUUAGUUAUAUUGGGAAUUUUGCAAUUUUAGUCACAUUGGGAAUUAUACUAACCCAUCUAUUCACUUAACACAGGAAAGAUACAGUUUUAACAUUUUUAUGA
Paramecium primaurelia is the source of this 213-nucleotide messenger RNA. Lineage: Eukaryota; Ciliophora; Oligohymenophorea; Peniculida; Parameciidae. The record is from the annotation of a GenBank genome assembly.